GACCCGAGAUACAAGAACCCUAGCCGCCGCUGGGCGCUGCUGAGCUCCGUUGUUCCACUUACCAGUUACCAACGACCACUGCCCUCACCGUCCGUCCGUGACAGCCAGACGCCGCCUCUUCCCACCGCCGCGACACCGUCGUCCAACUGCCCGACGCCCCCACCGUCCACAUUCAUCUUUUCAGAAUUUUAAGUUCAAUCCAAGGCAUUGCAGAAGCAACCUCUGCCGAGGGAUCUAAGGCACCUUGCAUUUUGCGAUGGCAAAGUUGAAGAGAAGCGAGGAAGGUAAUGAGGGAAACAAGAGGAGGAAAAUAAGUCGUUCCAAGAAGUCUAACAAGGAGGAGAGGGGAAGGAGAAGGCAUGGGCCCAGCUUGCCCAAUGUCCUCCGUAAACAGAUUGCUCUUCAGAAUGAGUCAGACACUGAUUCUGUGCACUCUGAUGUCGUUGCUGAUAAUAAUCUGUACGAGAACGAUGAAGAUGUUGCCGAGGAGGAUUCUAAAAAGAAUAAAAGAUAUGAUCCUGUAGGUAAUUACCUCAGCGAGCUGCUUGACCUUCCUGAAAACUUCAAGGAUGUAGAUGUGACAUCUGAUGAUGAAGACUAUGAAGAUGAUGAGAACAAUCAAGACAUUGAUGAUGUUGAGGAGGAUGCUGGUGAAAGGCAUUCACGGAUGCUGCAGGGAAUAACUGGUCUGCCCAGUGAUGCAUUUGCAGGGAAGAAGAAAUGUAAUGAUAUAAUAUUUGAGGCCUACCCAGAGUCUGAAUAUAAUCCUAGCCAUGAUAUUCUGGAUGGUGAUGGCCGCAUUAGCAUUGACGAUCUUCUAGACCCUCUACGUAAGAAGCCAGCCUACAACAAAAUUAGGCCGGACAUAGAAAGAAUGAAAGAAAAAGCCAUGUCCAUUCAUGCACCUCUCCCUAGACCAGAUCAAGAAAGACUGGAAAGGAAAGCUGCCUAUAAACACUCCAAAAAGGACAUUACAAAAUGGGAACCAUUGGUCAAAAGAAACAGAGAAGCAUCUACUAUCUAUUUUGAAGAAGACAUAGACUUGGGAUUUUCAACUGUAGGUGCAAUAGCUGCUGACUUUAAACCAAGAACAGAUUUUGAAAAGAAAAUUGCUUCUUUAGUUGGUGACAGUGGAAUAGUUGAAGCACACAAGAAUGAUGGUGCAAGACUUCUUGAACUAAAUAAGUUAAGCUUUGAAGAGGUGAAGGAUCGCCAAAAUCGACUGGCUAAAAUGCGCAGCCUUCUUUUCCGCCAUGAAAUGAAAGCAAAACGGCUCAAAAAUAUUAAGUCCAAAACAUAUCAUCGUUUGCUGAAGAAAGAUAGAUUGAAAUCAGAAAAUACUGCAGAGACAGAUCCUGAAAUUGCCAAAGAAUUGGCUAUGAAACAAGAGUUUAAAAGGGCAGAGGAACGCAUGACUCUGAAACACAAGAAUAAAUCCAAAUGGGCAAAGCGCAUCAUAAAACGUGGUUUGUCAGUACAAGAUGAAGGAACACGUGCUGCUGUGACUGAGCAACUGAACCAGCAUGCUGUGUUAACUAGGAAGAUGAACUCUAUGAAUGAGGGUAGCAGCACCAGUGAUGAUAGCAGUGAUGAAGAUGACAUAGAUGAUAUUUCAGCUGGCUCUGAUGGGGAUAUUGAAUUUAAAGUGUUAAAUAAAGCCAAGGAGAAGACACUUAAAGCACUCGAAGAGGAUGAAGAUUUGCCUACUACAGGAUUGUUGUCUUUACCUUUCAUGGUUCGCAGUGAGAAAAAGAAGAAGGCUGCAGCUGAUGAAGAAGCAAAUAUCGCUCUUCAAGAGUAUGAAGCAUCAUUGAAUGCGUUGAAGGACAAAAGUGUCGCUGAAACUCGAGAAGCGAAUGUUUUGAGUGGUAGGAGGGUCUUUGGGGCUUCCAAGAAACAGGUUCAUCCAAAACCUAGUGAUACAAAGAAGAUGAAAACAGAUAAUUAUUAUGACGACAGCAGUAGUGAAAGCAUGGACGGUGAUGAAGUAAAAGAUGAUGGGCAUGCCAACAAGAAUAAUGCAACUCAAGAUGUUUCUUUCCAUCCUAAUCUGCUUUGUGAGGAGCCUGAGACAGACCAUUAUCCUAUUUUAAAGAGUUUUGAGGAUAUUGUUAAAAACCCUGGGCCCAAGACAACAUAUGAAGUAGCAAUUAUUGCAUCCAAGGAAAAUAAAAAGAUGAAACACUUACCAAAUAAGAAUGAACAUAAACUCUCAAGGAAUGUCUCUGCUGCUGACACUAAAGAGACCACUUUAUCUGCAGUACAAGAAGGCAAUGCAGAGGAAAUGGAUGAUGCCAGUGAUACAGACAGCGGAGGACAAAUGGUUGACGGGAUGUUAUGUUCAGGCGAUAAGUCAACUUAUAAACUCCCAUCUCAGGAAGAACUUAUCCGUCGUGCUUUUGCGGGUGAUGAUGUUGAAGAUUUGUUUGAGAGAGAAAAACAUAGUAUAUUGAGUGAGGAAGUUCCAGAACCCGAAAAGCCCACUUUACUUCCUGGAUGGGGUCAGUGGACAAGUGUACAGAAAAAGAAAGGUCCACCUUCUUGGAUGCUUGAGGAACAUGAGAAUGCCAAAAUUAAAAGGGAAGAAGCGCUCAAGAAAAGGAAGGAUGCCCAUCUUAAACAUGUUAUAAUCUCAGAGAAGUGGGACAAAAAGGCUGAGAAAUUACACACAAAGACAUUGCCUUAUCCCUUCACAUCCAAAGAUGUAUUUGAGCAGAGCAUUAGGAUGCCAAUUGGACCUGAGUUCAACCCUGUAACAGCAGUUGCAGCACUCAAUCGGCCAGAGGUUGUGAAGAAACCUGGCAUGAUCAUAAAACCUAUAAGUUAUGAGGAUGUGGAUCCUCAUGAAAGACAUGAUGUCGAGCAUAAGCGUGUCGUUGUUGGUGGUGGUGGAGAUAAGCGGAAGCAGAAGAAAGGUAAAAAAGGUGGUGCAAAAGCCGCAGCCUCAAAGACGACUCGGUCCAAGCCAAAACCAUAGAGUUUGGCUGGAUAUUUUUAUUUUUUACUGUAAAAUACAAUCUUUUUUGUAGUGAUAGAUAUACUUUGACUGCAAAUAUUUAAAUCAAACAUUGUUUUCUCCUAUACCAUAGUUUUCUUGUCAUAAAAAAAUGGUAUCCAUCUUACCAUGUAUACCUUGUGAUUUCAUUAUAUGAAGUAUUCGAUUUUUGUUUCGAUUCCAUUCUUGUAAUCCUUUUGUUCCAAGAUGAACUUUAGGGAGAUGAAGACAUUGAUAAAAGUAAAGAGUGGUUUGAAUU
Messenger RNA from Cuscuta campestris, 3254 nucleotides. The record is from the annotation of a GenBank genome assembly. Lineage: Eukaryota; Viridiplantae; Streptophyta; Magnoliopsida; Solanales; Convolvulaceae.